Photinus pyralis (common eastern firefly) is the source of this 1130-nucleotide messenger RNA. RefSeq lists its product as uncharacterized. The coding region runs from base 240 to 737 and encodes 165 amino acids. The record is from RefSeq and is a predicted model, not a curated record. The transcript has 3 exons. Lineage: Eukaryota; Metazoa; Arthropoda; Insecta; Coleoptera; Lampyridae.
GAUCUUUCAGCCAGAAUGCAUAUGGCCGCAGUGCUGCUUUGUGAUAUCUCUCGAGUUUGUAGUCAUUCGGCUUUAGUGACACAAUAAAGGUUUCUUUUUAUCAAUAUUAUGUAUUUUAUAACUAAUAAUGUUUACAAUAAUUAAAUCGUGUCAAAUACGGGCAUCUUUAAAAGCAUGAAAACGGUGGCAAACGUGCGGGAACAUAAACAAGUUAAACCCUUUUAAUUUUUAAGUAAAUAAUGGAAGACAGCGGAAUAGAUUCGGGUGACCACAAUGGGGAUUCUGUACCAAAACCGAUUCAAAAUAAUGAAAGACUUUUAGCGACCAGCGAUAGUUCGAGCGCUGAUAGUAGUAGAUCCCCAUCUCGAACGGUACCACCAUCGUCAACUAGAACCCUACAGCGCAAACUGGAAUCUAGAAUUGAGCACGCCAGAAGAUUGCACCAAGAGUACCACACAACCCCAGGACUUAUACCGAUACAAAGACUUCCCAUUCCAGGUGCCAGAGAUCAUCAACCUCUCGUCCAGUGGGAUACCGACGAUAGCGAGGAAGACAUAGUAAAUUUUUUUCCAUUAUCACGUAAGGAGUCAAGAGCCCACCAAGAACUGACAGACACGUUUAGUAUAGAGGAAAUGAGUAUAUCCGGCGAUGAAGAAGAGGAUCUCCAUUUGGUACCACCUCAACCGGUUUACAGAAGAUUUGCUUGCUGUCCUUUUCCCAUCUGCGUUGUACUAUAAAGUACCUACCUAUUAUAAAACCAUGGAAUUAUGAGGCCUUUGUACAUUUACAUGUGCCAAAAUUGACAAAGUAAAUGACGAAAAAUCAUACUACGGUUUCAGAUAUUACUUACAUAAAAAAAAGAAUGGACAGAUAAAGUCUGUUUUCUUACAUUUUUAAAAAAACUUAUUUUUUAAUCCAAUUUAGUUUAUUUUUAUAUUUGCCUUAUAUAUAAAUAUUGAGAAAAUGAUAAUUUCUUAUAUUGUUUUUUAAUUUAUAGCCUGUUGAUAAAUUAGAAAGCAGACGUAAUGUAUUAGGUAGUUAUAUAUAAUGUGAUUUGUGUAUCAAGUUGUUUAUUAUAAUGCACUUUAUUGUGCCAAGUUAGAACUUUUUCCAUACAAUGACUGUUUUGC